AUCGCUAAUCUCCGCUAACAAACAGGAAAACCCUAAACAGUUAAAAAAACCAAACGUGCAUGUCCUUUCGAUUUUGCUUUCCUCAACCUCACUCAUAACCUCUUGGCUGUAACAUCGGCUCGAACUUCAGCUGCUAAAGACAGCUGGUAUCCGGAGAACCCAGGCGCCAGAGAAGUGCACGAAGGCAGAGCGAGGACAGCUGAGAGAACGUGGCCCCUGUGGGUGGCACUCACACAGCGUUGUCAUGGCAUCUGGACCCAUCAUGUUGGUUCCCAUAUGUUUAGUGGAAAACAAGAAUGAGAAGAUGUUUGUAAACCAGAAGGCCUUAAAGAUUCUUAACAAGAUUUCUCAACCAGUGGUGGUGGUGGCCAUCGUUGGGCUGUACCGUACAGGAAAAUCCUAUUUGAUGAACUGUCUUGCAAGAGAAAAGCUUGGUUUCUCUCUGGGCUCUACAGUGCAGUCUGAAACCAAGGGCAUCUGGAUGUGGUGUGUGCCCCACCCCUCCAAACCUAACCACACUCUGGUCCUUCUGGACACUGAGGGCCUGGGUGAUGUAGAAAAGGGUGACCCUAAGAAUGACUCAUGGAUCUUUGCCCUGGCUGUGCUUCUGAGCAGCACUUUAGUCUACAACAGCAUGAACACCAUCAACAAUGAUGCCUUGGAGAAACUGCAUUAUGUGACAGAGCUCACAGAACUCAUCAGGGCAAAGUCCUCCCCUACACCGGAUGGAGGAGAUGGUUCCAUGGAGUUUGUGAGUUUCUUUCCAGACUUUGUGUGGACUGUACGGGAUUUCACCCUGGAGCUGAAGUUAAACGAUCACCCCAUUACAGAAGAUGAGUACCUGGAGAAUGCCUUGAAGCUGAUUUCAGGUCUAAAUCCCAAAGCUAAAAUUUCCAAUGUACCCAGGGAGUGUAUCAGGCACUUUUUUCCAAAACGGAAGUGUUUUGUCUUUGACCGGCCAACGAAAGAAACAGAGCUCCUAGCCCAUAUUGAGAACAUUUUGGAAAGUGAACUGGAUCCUAAAUUCCGGGAACAAUCGGAUAAGUUCUGUCAUUAUAUUUUCACUCAUGGAAGGACCAAGACCCUCAAGGACAGUGUCAAGGUCACUGGGAAACGGUUGGGGGCUCUGGUGGUGACUUACGUGGAUGCCAUCAAUAGUGGAGCAGUGCCUUGUUUGGAGAACGCAGUGACAACUCUGGCCCAGAUGGAGAAUUCAGCGGCUGUGCAGAAGGCAGCCGACCACUACAGUGAACAGAUGGCCCAGCGAGUGAGGUUCCCCACAGAAACGCUCCAGGAACUGCUGGACCUGCACGUGACCUGUGAGAAGGAAGCCAUUAAGAUCUUCAUGGAGAACUCCUUCAAGGAUGACCAGAGGGAGUUUCAGAAAAAACUAAUGGAAAUCAUAAAGAAUAAAAAGGAGAGUUUCUUGCUGAAAAAUGAAGAGGCUUCUGAAAAAUACUGCCAGUAUACAGUGGAUCAGCUUUCGAAGGACCUAAUGGAAAACAUUUCAGCAGGAACUUUCUCUGUUCCUGGAGGGCACGAGGACUACAGGAAAGCAAAGGAAAAGAUUGAGCAGCGCUAUUGGGAAGUCCCCAGUAAAGGAGUGAAGGCAACAGAGGUCUUCCAACACUUCCUGCAGUCACAGGUGUCAAUAGAGAAAUCCAUCCUGCAGGCAGACAGAGCCCUGACACAAAGGGAGAAGUACAUAGCAGAGGAGCGGGCCAGGAAGGAGGCUGCUGAAAAGGAGCAGGAGCUGAUGAAACAGAAACUGCAGGAGCAGGAGCAACAGAUGGAGGCUCAGAAGAGGAGUCUCGAAGAAAACUUAGCCCAACUAAAGGAGAAGCUGCAGAAGGACAGAGAAGAGGCUCUGAGAGUACAGACCGAGAUACUGGAACACAAGAUGAGGAUGCAAGAAAAUUUGCUUAAUGAAGGAUUUAAGAAGAAGUCUGAUGAGAUGGAAGCAGAGAUAAAUCAUCUGAGAAAUACUAUUGACAGUACUAGAAAGGAUGAAACCCCCUGGAUUUCGCAGGCCCUGGACAAACUUGCCGAUGAAGCCACUGCAAUCCUGUCUUUUCCUGGUAAACUAGCUGGGAAGGGUCUGAAAGCUCUGAGCUCACUAUUUAAAUAGGAUUAGCUUUUUAUAAAAGGGAAUUGUAGAAUGUGCAUAUGUGCUCUGCUCUAUUUUUGGUGUAUACAUUCUUUAGUUUCAUUCACAAGAGUUUUAAAAAUAAGAAGUGCCUGACAUACAUUAGCUAGAUUAAGAGUUGGUUUUAUUCAUUUAAAUAGAAAAAAAAGCAACUAUUUGUAACUGAACUUGGUAAACUUUGGCUUACAGGCUAACCCUGUCCUGCUGUCUGUUAUUGUAAAUAAAGUUUUAUUGGAAUACCACA
This is a messenger RNA of Phyllostomus hastatus (greater spear-nosed bat), 2390 nucleotides long. RefSeq names its product guanylate-binding protein 6-like. Gene Ontology annotation, molecular function: GTPase activity; GTP binding. Lineage: Eukaryota; Metazoa; Chordata; Mammalia; Chiroptera; Phyllostomidae. The coding region runs from base 245 to 2128 and encodes 627 amino acids. Gene Ontology annotation, biological process: defense response to protozoan; defense response to Gram-positive bacterium. The record is from RefSeq and is a predicted model, not a curated record. The transcript has 11 exons.